Messenger RNA from Carya illinoinensis, 1213 nucleotides. RefSeq names its product U-box domain-containing protein 33-like. The transcript is spliced from 3 exons. Gene Ontology annotation, biological process: protein phosphorylation. NCBI's taxonomy places the organism in Eukaryota, Viridiplantae, Streptophyta, Magnoliopsida, Fagales, Juglandaceae. Bases 1 to 1149 code for a protein of 382 amino acids. The record is from RefSeq and is a predicted model, not a curated record. Gene Ontology annotation, molecular function: protein kinase activity; ATP binding.
AUGGCGGCCUCAACAAAAGAGGCACUCGUGCGUCGAAGAGCAGAGGGAUAUAUGAUUGACGCUAUACGGAGGGCCCAAGAUGCAGAGAAUCAGAGAGACAUAUCCAUAGAAGAACUCCGAAUUUCCAGAGAACAGGAAACAUCAUUAGAAAGCCAAAUUGCUGAGUUACAAAAAGAAAGGGAUGAGUUGCAGAUGGAGCGUGAUCAUGCACUGAAAGAAGCUGAAGGGCUAAAAAGAAAAAGAGAGGGCUCAAAUGGACAAAUAUUCGAGCUGCCUGAAUUCUCACUUUCUAAAAUUGCAGAAGCUACUCAAGGCUUUAAUGAAUCUCAGAAAAUUGGACAAGGAGGAUAUGGCAACAUUUAUAUUGGUUGCCUACAAACUGAGGUAGCUGUAAAGGUGUUACAUUCUCAGGGCUCCCAAGGCUCCCAAGAGUUCCAAACGGAGGUUGGUGUAUUGGGUGAGUGGAGGCAUCCCAAUCUUGUGAAACUCAUUGGAUCUUGCCCUGAAGCUUUUGCACUCAUAUAUGAAUAUCUUCCUAAUGGAAGUCUUGAAGAUCGACUCAAAUGCAAGGCCAAGAGUCCUCCAUUGUCAUGGCAAACUCGACUACGGAUAGCCAUAGACUUAUGCUCCAUCCUCGUGUAUCUUCAUUCCAGUACUCGACCUCGCACCAUAGUGCAUGGGGAUUUGAAACCAGCCAAUAUUCUUCUUGAUUCCAACUUUGUAUGUAAACUUAGUGACUUCGGAAUUUGCCGUGUGUUAAGCCGUGAUCAAACUUCAAGUGACAGUGUAACACUGAGUUAUAACACCGUCCCAAAGGGAACUUUGCCUUACUUAGAUCCUGAAUUUCUUCAAAGCGGGAUUCUUACUGUGAAGUCAGAUGUUUACUCCUUUGGAAUCAUUUUACUGCAAUUGUUGACUGGGAAAUCACCACCCUACUCUAUAGUGGAUGAAGUCAACUCUGCCUUACUUGCAGACAAAUUUGAAUCCCUUUUGGAUCCUUCGGCUGGACGUUGGCCAUUUGAGGUUGCUCAACCUUUGGCUAAAUUGGCACUAUUGUGUUCUCACAAGAACAGAAGAAGGAGACCAGAUCUUGGGUCUGGUGUAUUGCAGGAACUCGAAUUAUUAAGGGAUUUAACCGGAGGUUCUUGAAAGCAUUAUCAGCCAAGGUGGAGCUAGGUUAUCAAUAAAUAAAUGUUGUGUAAUUUUAGCAAUU